Chiloscyllium plagiosum (whitespotted bambooshark) is the source of this 3084-nucleotide messenger RNA. The record is from RefSeq and is a predicted model, not a curated record. Lineage: Eukaryota; Metazoa; Chordata; Chondrichthyes; Orectolobiformes; Hemiscylliidae.
CUGACUGAAUUUUCCAAAGGAGCAGAGCAUUCAUAUUUUAGAAACUUGAAAAUUUCAUCUCAAGAGGUUGACUUCUGGUUCAUGUACCACCUUUUUCUGCUUUGUCAAUGCCUCCCCUUAGUUAGUUGCUUCUAAACAGAAUUUUCUUUUACUUCAAUUUGUAGAAAUUUAAAGAAUUCUUAUAGUUCAUGAAUUCUACCUCUUUGUUGUCCUUCCUUAAACCCUUCAGAAGCACUAAGUCUUUUGGUAAAUAUUGUGGAUAAACUAAACACCAUACUCUACUUGUGUUGUAAGAAGUGUAUCAGUUUUCUGUAUAAUCUCCUUAAACUUGGAUCUGUGCAUCUGAUGUACCAUAUGUUUUAUUUUGUACAGAGCUACACAAUAACAGGCCAUUCAGGUCUUUGAGCUUAUUCCAUUUCAACACAUGAACAAGGUCUUUGGCCCAAGCAGUCCAUAUUGAUGGUUAUUCAUAAGCAAUAUUCUAAUCAAAUACAUCUGCACUCUGUCCCUACAUUCCUUCAUCUUUUUUUCAGCCACCUAUCAAACCAAGUCUAACUUGGUUACAAACUCUGGUAAUGCAGUCUGUAAUCUGAGAGUUUUGUUUCUGGAGGAUUAUUUGCAUGUGUCCAGUCUGUUUACUAAUCUCAGAUGAUUCCUAUUUUUCUUGCUUCUCUCUAGAAGCAUGAUUUUGUUUGCAUUGUGAUGUCAUGAAUUAGUUUGCCUAAAGCUCACUGUCCCUUUUUCAGUCACUUAUUAAAAUGUGACUUUCGAGGUGAUAGCCUCUGCAAAAUUAACAAUAAUAUCCUCAUGAUAAAGAAGUUCUCAAAUAUUUUUCGUUUUCAAAAAAAAAGCUUUUUGUUUUGUAGAUAAGCCUGUACCAAGGGGAUUUCCAAUAUGUGAUUCAGAUACCUCAUCCCUGGUUUCAUUGGAUCCUUUCCUCUAGAGAUUCUUUCAACAAUAUGAGUUUAAUUCCUGCACUGGCUGAGGCCAUGAAGUACUCUCCUUCUCACCCUUGCCCUACGUUUGAGAUGUUUGUGUUAAAUCACUACCAGUUGUGUCUCUCCAAGGAGAGAGCAGCCAUAUUAUCCAAGCAUGCUUCUAGUUAUGAGGAAUUGCAGGAGUUGGCGUUGUUGAAUAGAACUCUGGCCAAAGCUCUACGAAUUCGACAAACCCAUCAAAGCGUGUUUGAAAUAAAGCAGAUCCAACCACAUACCUCUGACGACAGCACAGUGCCAACUAAUGCAGGAUAUGGCAUUGUCAAACAUCUGCAGGCAGCCAGCUACAGAGAUAAACCUUUAGAGGAUGUUUUGUCAAGGACACUGAGGUCAGGUAGCAAGACAAAGCUAGCUGGUGCCAAUAUGAACAAUACUUGUGGUAAAGUGACAGCAUCAGUAUGUAAGGAGAGGUACUUAUCAAGACAUUUAGCAGAUGGAGUUGCUGGGAAGAGGGUUGCAGCACAUGCUGUCUCUUCCAGGAAACCAGAAUCUUGUACAUUGAAGCUGCCAUAUAAAACCAAGCAGGAUGUGAAGAGAAAGUCUACGUCACCAGCUGUGGGGAAAUUAGUUCGAGGCUCCUUGCAUACCCCAGGCCUAGUUAAAACUGCUGCUAUACAACAAACAAAACGAUCUGCCUCAGUUGACAGGGCAGGAAACAGAGCUCAACAAAGUAGGCUCUGGUCCUUAAAAACCAUUCCAAGAACAAUUGCAUCUCAUAAUGGUCUGAACCUGGAAGAUACAGACAUUAUUCAAAGAACAGUUACACCACACAGCGUGCAGAUUUCUGCAUUUGCAGACACUGCUCCCAAAAUGACAUCCCCUGUCAUUAGCCAGCAGAGGGCCAAUUGUAUGAAAGAAACUGUACAUUUGAGUGCUUCUGAACAGACCAUGCUCCAAAAUGAAAGCUCUUCCAUGGAGAAACUCAAAUUAUUCACCCUUCAAGGAAGUGGGUCAACACUGAAACUUCCUUCAGAGUGGAGAAAGCAGCGAUGUAGAAAUGCACGCUUAUGGGGACAGGUGUCUGCCAGUGAAACUGAUGAAAUCCAGAAAGCAAGCUUCAUGCAAAACAUUCAGUCAGCAUUCCAUUCACAGCUCCCACCUGUAAGUUGUGCACAGAUUGAAGAACAAUUGGACAACAUCUAUGAACUUUACAAAUGUAUUGACCAAUAUGUGCGUACAGAUUUCCUACUCAAUUCUUCAGGUCCCCUUAGUUAUCAGCAUGAACAUGAGAGUCUUCAGAUACUGGAGAGAUGCCAAGAUACUGUAUCAAGCCUCAUUCAGCAGAUUGAGCAGUUUGUGGAUGCUGAAACGUUUUGGGCGAAGUUUGGGAGCUGUUGGACGGUCAACUUCAAAAAAUGCAAAUGUUUUGGUGGCAAGUCUGCACCUCUCCUAUUCUACUCCACACUGCAGGAGCUGAAGGAAAUGGAGGCUCUCCGGUUUCAAGUACAGACUCUCCAAAGACAGAUUCAGAUUCAAAAGGCUAUGGCAGAAGAGCUGCUUCCCAUUCUAUUUUCCUCCAUGCCUCUAGAGCAGUCUAUUUUCUACCUUUAUCGAGCAGUGUACUCUGAGCUUUGUGAAGGAGGAGAGCAAUUUCCUGCCUUGGUGCAGGAUAACAUACCCGAAUGACUGAAGCAACUGAUGCAGCCAACCAGUAUUUGCGACCAUAAUUCUGACAAAGAUCCAGGCCGACAAGAUGUUUCAAACAUUUCAGAAUAAUUUGACCAGAAGUUUGUCUGGAGAAGCACAAAGGAUUUCAUACAGAUUGCUCAUCUCCAGCACCACCCAUGACCAGCCAUACUCAGCCCAAUCACAAUUUCCUCCUUAAGUGCCACUUGUAAGGAUUUUCUGUGAAAUAAGAUUGGCCAACUUCAACUCACUUCCAUAUCAAAGAAGGCCCAGAAUUAGCACUUGAUGGUCAAUCUCUACGGGAAAGAACAGUGGAUUAUUUGGUAUGAGAAAUGGAAAAAAUGUUAUGCAGAUACAGUGUUCAUAGCUGAGGUAUUUACACUGCAUCUAGCCUGUACUGUACCUGACUUUUAAUGUUCCAUUCCAGCAGUAACAUUAUUCAUACUGAUAUAUAGCAAUAUAC